This is a messenger RNA of Neofelis nebulosa (Clouded leopard), 6441 nucleotides long. RefSeq names its product nicotinamide nucleotide transhydrogenase (gene NNT). Bases 181 to 3081 code for a protein of 966 amino acids. Gene Ontology annotation, biological process: proton transmembrane transport; NADPH regeneration. The transcript has 20 exons. Gene Ontology annotation, molecular function: NAD binding; NADP binding. Gene Ontology annotation, cellular component: mitochondrial inner membrane. The record is from RefSeq and is a predicted model, not a curated record. NCBI's taxonomy places the organism in Eukaryota, Metazoa, Chordata, Mammalia, Carnivora, Felidae.
CGUGGCCUCCGCCGCCGCCGGGUUGGGGCUGUUCUUCCGGGUUGGAGGCGCAGCUCCGCGGGGCCCGAGCCCAGGGCUGCCAGCGCGGCUUCCCUCGCGGCGCGCUGCCCGGCCGCCCUGCCUCCCAGCCAAGUGAUUUACCCUCAAGGAAAUUUGGGAUUUAGGAAGUUGGGAGCUCAUAUGAACAUGGCGAACCUACUGAAAACUGUGGUGACUGGCUGUUCGUGUCCUUUACGUAGCAAUUUGGGGUCCUGUAAGAUUAUACCCAGGAAGAAGGAUUUUUUACGAACAUUUCAUACUCAUCAGGCACUGUGGUGUGAAGCCCCUGCCAAACCAGGAAUUCCAUAUAAGCAACUGACUGUUGGCGUCCCCAAGGAGAUUUUCCAAAAUGAGAAACGGGUGGCAUUGUCUCCUGCUGGUGUUCAGGCCUUGGUCAAGCAGGGUUUUAGUGUUGUCGUGGAGUCGGGUGCUGGCGAAGCUUCCAAGUUUUCUGAUGAUCACUACAGAGCAGCAGGUGCCCAGAUCCAAGGGGCGAAGGAAGUGCUGGCUUCUGAUUUGGUGGUCAAAGUGCGAGCUCCCAUGGUUAAUCCAACAUUAGGUGUUCAUGAGGCCGACCUUUUAAAGACAUCGGGAACAUUGAUUAGCUUUAUUUACCCAGCCCAAAAUCCAGACUUGCUAAAUAAACUUUCUAAAAGAAAAACUACAGUUUUGGCGAUGGACCAGGUUCCAAGAGUCACGAUUGCUCAGGGAUAUGACGCGCUAAGCUCCAUGGCCAACAUUGCUGGCUACAAAGCUGUUGUACUAGCAGCAAAUCAUUUUGGACGGUUUUUUACUGGUCAGAUCACAGCUGCUGGAAAAGUUCCUCCAGCUAAGAUUCUGAUAGUUGGUGGUGGUGUUGCUGGGCUGGCUUCUGCAGGUGCAGCGAAGUCUAUGGGUGCUAUUGUUCGAGGAUUUGACACCAGAGCUGCAGCUUUGGAGCAGUUCAAGUCUCUUGGUGCUGAGCCCUUGGAGGUGGACUUGAAGGAAUCUGGUGAAGGACAAGGAGGAUAUGCGAAAGAGAUGUCCAAAGAGUUCAUCGAAGCUGAAAUGAAGCUAUUUGCUCAACAGUGCAAGGAGGUGGAUAUCCUCAUCAGCACAGCCCUUAUUCCAGGUAAAAAAGCCCCAGUUUUAUUUAGUAAAGAAAUGAUUGAGUCAAUGAAGGAAGGUUCAGUUGUUGUGGAUUUAGCUGCUGAGGCUGGCGGAAACUUUGAAACCACGAAGCCAGGAGAACUUUACGUUCACAAGGGAGUUACUCACAUCGGCUACACAGACCUUCCCAGCCGAAUGGCCACUCAGGCCAGCACCCUCUAUUCCAACAACAUCACCAAGCUCCUGAAGGCCAUCAGCCCUGACAAAGAUAACUUUUAUUUUGAAGUGAAAGACGACUUUGACUUUGGUACAAUGGGUCAUGUCAUUAGAGGAACUGUAGUGAUGAAGGAUGGAGAAGUGAUUUUUCCCGCUCCCACCCCGAAAAAUAUUCCUCAAGGUGCCCCAGUAAAACCGAAGACAGUGGCUGAGCUGGAAGCUGAAAAAGCAGCUACGGUCACCCCCUUGAGGAAGACCAUGACUACGGCUUCUGCGUAUACAGCAGGUCUCACUGGGAUUCUGGGUUUGGGCCUUGCGGCGCCCAAUUUAGCCUUUUCCCAGAUGGUGACCACUUUUGGCUUGGCCGGCAUCGUGGGCUACCACACUGUCUGGGGAGUGACCCCUGCUCUCCACUCACCACUGAUGUCUGUGACUAAUGCAAUCUCAGGGUUGACUGCAGUUGGUGGGUUGGCACUGAUGGGAGGACAUUUGUAUCCUUCCACAACUUCUCAGGGCCUUGCUGCUCUUGCUACAUUUAUUUCCUCAGUCAACAUUGCAGGUGGCUUUCUGGUGACCCAGAGAAUGCUGGACAUGUUCAAGCGUCCCACGGACCCCCCAGAAUACAACUACCUGUAUCUGCUCCCUGCUGGCACCUUUGUUGGAGGAUAUUUAGCAGCUCUCUACAGUGGCUAUAACAUUGAACAAAUCAUGUAUCUGGGCUCAGGUCUGUGCUGUGUUGGUGCCCUGGCCGGCCUUUCCACCCAGGGAACAGCUCGUCUUGGCAAUGCAUUGGGCAUGAUUGGGGUGGCUGGAGGCCUGGCAGCCACUCUCGGAGGACUAAACCCAUCCCCAGAAUUGUUAGCCCAGAUGUCUGGAGCAAUGGCUUUGGGCGGUACCAUUGGACUGACAAUUGCCAAACGCAUCCAGAUUUCUGAUUUACCUCAGUUAGUUGCUGCUUUCCACAGUUUAGUGGGCUUGGCAGCGGUGCUUACUUGCAUAGCUGAGUACAUUGUAGAAUACCCACAUUUUGCUGUGGACGCAGCAGCAAAUCUCACCAAGAUCGUGGCCUACCUCGGUACUUACAUCGGAGGCGUCACGUUCAGUGGCUCUCUUGUUGCCUAUGGAAAACUGCAGGGUAUCCUGAAAUCUGCCCCUCUCCUGCUUCCUGGAAGGCACUUACUUAAUGCAGGCCUGCUGGCUGCUAGUGUGGGUGGAAUCGUCCCGUUCAUGAUGGACCCUAGCUUUACUACCGGCAUCACCUGUCUGGGCUCUGUGUCGGCUCUCUCUGCUGUCAUGGGUGUGACUUUGACAGCUGCCAUCGGGGGUGCAGACAUGCCCGUCGUCAUCACCGUGCUGAACAGCUACUCAGGCUGGGCCCUGUGCGCGGAGGGCUUCCUGCUCAACAACAACCUGCUGACCAUCGUGGGCGCACUCAUAGGCUCCUCUGGUGCCAUCCUGUCCUACAUCAUGUGUGUGGCAAUGAAUCGCUCCCUGGCUAAUGUGAUUCUUGGAGGCUACGGUACCACUUCAACAGCUGGUGGAAAACCCAUGGAAAUUUCUGGCACACAUACAGAAAUCAACCUUGACAAUGCAAUUGACAUGAUUCGUGAAGCUAAUAGCAUUAUUAUUACUCCAGGCUAUGGUCUCUGUGCAGCCAAAGCGCAGUACCCCAUCGCAGACUUGGUGAAGAUGCUCGCUGAACAGGGCAAGAAAGUCAGAAGGGAAGGCCAUAGAUGAACACCAGAUUUCAGACCCGAGUAGCAGUUCAGCCCUUAUUUGCCUUCAAAAAAAGAAUGAAAGGUACAUAAUGUUCUCUAGUUCUGGCUAUUGGAAAGUUCUAGGAAAUUAAAUGAACAUUUUUUUUUCAUUCAGAAUUGUACAAGUGAGUUUGUCUGAAGCACUGCUUCGAAGGGCUUUCACAAUUUUCGAGAGGCGGGUGUCUAUCCUUUGGCCUAAGAAGCCUUGCCAGAAAGUUGAUUCCACAGCUUUUCCCAUCAGUCCAUUUUUGAGGGUGGCAAGGAAGAUUUUGUCCCACUUCAUUACUCUGUUUCUAUUCAGAUGGAUAAGCUAACCUUGCCCAGCUGGUCCUAGCCUUUUCACCAGUAAGGACGGUGUGUGUUACGUUUACCCCGCUUCAUGUUUUAGAAGGUUUUAUUCUCCACUGGAUUUACUGCAGUUACUUUUUAAAACAAACAAACAGACAAACAAAAAAAUGCCACUUUUCCUUGUGCUUCUCAUCAGUGACUUGUAGCUGUCAGUCAGAAGUUCUGAUCAGAAUGUGAUAAACCAAAGAAACCUGCCCUUUCAGGUUUUUUCACAGGUGAAAUGCACAUAUUUUUCACAGGUGAAAUGCACAAUUAUGCACAUUAUGUGCACAUUAUGCACAUUAUGUGCACAAUUUCAUCCACAUUAUGAAAGUAAUUGAAUGUAGUAACAGACCCUUCUGUUACCUUCAUGGACCCUCCCCAGAAUGGAGCACUGCCGUGUGCAAACAUAGAAUACAAAAGUCCUUAAGGUGUAUGUUGCCACCAGGGACUGUGUGUUGCACCUGCAGUGCAGCUCCCAGCCUGCUCUGUGACACAGUACAGUGCACACGUAUUCCAUGUAAUUCUAGAUAAAGGAGGCCUGCCUGAGGAAGUAGUUGGAUUAGAGAAUCUGUAAGGUUUAUUUUAACUCUUUUUUUUUAAUUUCUUUUUUAAGUUGUUAUUUGAAUUCCAGGUAACACAGUAUUGUAUUAGUUUCAGGUCUACAAUUCCAUACAACACCCGGUGCUUAUCACACUCCUUAAGUCCCAUCACCUAUUUAACCCAUCCCCCCACCCGCCUCCCCUCUGGUAACCAUCAAUUUCCUAUAGUUAAGAGACCGUUUUGGUUAGUAUCCAAAAUAUAUAAAGAAAUCAUAAAGCUCACCACCCAAAAAAUGAAAUGAUCCGGUUAAGGAAUGGGCAGAAGACAUGAAUAGACAUUUUUCCAAAGAUAUACGGAUGGCCAACAGAUGCAUGAAAGCAUGCUCAACAUCACUCAUCAUCAGGGAAAUACAAAUCAAAAUUAUGAUGAGAUACCACCUCGCACCUGUCAGCUUGGCUAAAAUCAACAAUACAAACAACAGGUGUUGGUGAGGAUGUGGAGAAGGGGAGAUCCCCCUUGUACUGUUGGUGGGAAUGAACACUAGUGCAGCCACUCUGGAAAACAGGGGAGUCUCCUCAAAAAGUCAAAAGUGGAACUACCCUAUGGUCCAGCAAUUGCACCACUAGGCAUUUACCCAAAGAACACAAAAAUACUAACUCAGAGGUUUAUAUGCACCCCAGUGCUCAUUGUAGCAUUAUCUACAAUAGCCAACUUACGGAAACAGUCCAAAUGGCCAUCGACUGAUGAAUAGGUAAAGAAGAUGUGGUAUGUUUACACAACGGAAUACUACUCAGCUAUCAAAAAGAAUGAAAUCUUGCCAUUUGCAACAACAUGGAUGGAGCUAGAGAGUAUUAUGCUAAGUGAAAUAAGUCAGAGAGACCAUAUGAAACAUAUCUUUAAAUUUUUUUUUUUUUUUUUUAAUCAUCCAUUUUGAGAGAGAGAGCAAGCGUGGGGAAGGGGCCCAAGCAGGCUCCAUGCUGUCAGCACAGAGCCCAACAUGCAGCUUGAUCUCAACUGUGAGAUCAUGACCUGAGCCAAAAUCAAGAGUCGGAAGCUUAACUGUCUGAGCCACUCAGGCACCCUGAAACAUAUCUUUUAAAGGUUCUUUAGUGAGAGGUUAAUGGUAGAUUUUCUUUCAUUUUGUAUACCUUAAAAUUCCAUGAUGACAGUUCUUUUCUCUCCAGUCUUUGAAGAUUUUAUCCCACUGCUUUAAGGCUUCCCUUGCUCAGAGAUUAUUACAGGUUCAGUUCCAGACUGCUGCAGAAAUCUCUCAGCGCCUUGAUCCCACAUUUCUCAGCCUCCAGAACUCAGCCACCCGGUUUAAAGUAUUUUGUUAUAGCAGCCUAAACAGACCAAGACAUUCUUGUUCAGGGAGUUGAAUGGCAUUCUCCCUGAGAAAUAUCAUCAUCAUUAGCGCCCUUGAAAAAAUUCUUUUACUGGAGAUCUUUGGGUGAUAAAUGACAAAUAUUUGAGAAAUCCCAAGGUAGGGGAAUGAGGAAAAAAAAUGGUGAACUGACUCCCAACAAUUGGUUCUCAGUGUGGAAAUUGUGACUCCGUCUCACCUGCAACCCCAAGAGGGAGAAGUGGCCUCAGGACAGAGGAGUGAGGCCCACAGCUUGUCCCACAGCCCGGCCCCAGUGCUGACUAGCAGGCGACAGCCAUCCACAGCCUGCUCCCCAGCCAUCUAUUUUAAGUCGAAAGGUUUUAUUGAUUUAUAAAUAUUUAUGGUUAAAAAAGAAGAAAUAGGCUUUCAACAAAUGAAACUUUAAAAAAAUUUCCCCAUGUUAUGUCUUUUUUCUCAUUUGUGAACUUCCUAGGAGCUUAGAAUAACAUAUUUAGGAAAAUUGUGGGAUGAUGGUAUUGGGAAGGCAGAAUUCCCAAAUGCAGUCUAUGUAAUUUAAAAAUAUAAAACACAGUAAAAGAACUACAAAGCUGUAAUCAUCAAGACAGUAUAGUAUUGGCACAAAAACAGACACAUAGACAAAUGGAAUAGAAUAGAGAACCUAGAAUUGGACCGACAAAUGUAUGGCCAACUAAUCUUUGACAACGCAGGAAAGAGUAUCCAAUGGAAAAAAAGACAGUCUCUUUAGCAAAUGGUGCUGGGAGAACUGGACAGCAACAUGUAAAAGACUGAAACUAGGACACUUUCUUACACCACACAAAAACACUCAAAAUGGAUGAAAAACCUAAAUGUGAGACAGGAAGCCAUCAAAACCCUAGAGGAGAAACAGGCAACAACCUCUUUGGCCCCAGUCACAGCAAUUUCUUACUCGACACAUCUCCAAAGGCAAGGGAAUUAAAAGCAAAAAUGAACUGUUGGGACCUCAUCAAGAUAAAAAGUUUCUGCACUGCAAAGGAAACAAUCAACAAAACUAAAAGGCAGCCAACGGAAUGGGAAAAGUAUUUGCAAAUGACAUAUCAGGUAAAGGGUUAGUAUCCAAAAUCUAUGAAGAACGUACCAAACUCAAAC